AUGUUUUAAAUCUUUUUUUUUUUUUUGUGAUAGCUAAUCAUAGGUUUGAAUAUGGAUUUGUGAAUCACUUCAGUUACGAAGAAAAUACAAAUUUAAUUUUAUUUUUGAGUCAAACCCCAUUUAGAGAGGAAGAAUAUUUUAAUACUUUUCAAAAGUAAUUCACUUUAGUCCCAGAUGUGUACUUAAAUAUUGCUAACCUUGAUUUGGAAUAUACAUUUCCUUAAGGAUAUUCAUUAGAUAUCGUUAGUGUCAGCACUGUAGGCGAUAGCUUAAUUUAUUUUAUAGGAUUUAAAGUCAAAAUAUUUUGUGAGAGUCCAGAACGAUUUUAUCAAGUUGAAUUUAACAGGUUUGCAUUUAAUGAUGAAAGGGUCUAAGUUUUAAGCAAUUUGAAUAUAACGAAUCCAAAAUCUUCUUACAUUCAUACUUACUAAAAGGAUUGUAAAAUUAAUGUGGCAAUCUCUAAUUUUUUUAGCUAUUACACUCUAAGUCCUUAAUUUAAUAAUUUAACAGUAUAUAAAAUAUAUAAUAGGGAUUAAUAUUAACACCUGAGGCUGUGACUAUAAGUUUUAAUAUAGAAAACCUUUAAUAAAUUGGAUAUCAAAUAUUAUUGAGUAGAUCUGAAAUUUUUUUAAUUGGCCUAACUAUAACAAGCAUAUGAGCUGAUGGAUCAAGUUAAGUUGUAAAUUUACCCUCUGGAUGGGGUAUAAAAAAUUGUUAUUUAAAUCUUUUGGAAUUUAAACAUGAUGGAUCUGAUUUAAAUAUUAGAUAUAAAACACAAGUGACAUAUUAAUCUUAAACUACUGUUGGGAUUAAUCCAUGUAAUCAAUUAAAAUUAUUGUGGGGGGUCCAACUAUUAUCUUAUCCAUAUAACAUAAUCAUUUUUGUAUUAAUUAUCCUUAUUUUGAACUGGCUAUAUUCAAAGGUUUGA
Paramecium pentaurelia is the source of this 928-nucleotide messenger RNA. Lineage: Eukaryota; Ciliophora; Oligohymenophorea; Peniculida; Parameciidae. The record is from the annotation of a GenBank genome assembly.